Messenger RNA from Trichosurus vulpecula (common brushtail), 618 nucleotides. Its product is annotated as basic proline-rich protein-like. Bases 1 to 618 code for a protein of 205 amino acids. The record is from RefSeq and is a predicted model, not a curated record. The transcript has a single exon. Lineage: Eukaryota; Metazoa; Chordata; Mammalia; Diprotodontia; Phalangeridae.
AUGCCCGUGGCGGGCGGGGAGGAUUUGAACCCCGGCCCUCCAGACUCCGGCUCUCUGCCGUGCGGGCGCUGGGAACUCAAUGGAAUCCCACUCCCUCACUUUCCCAGGACUCGCCUCCUCCAUCCCGCCGCUCCACCCCCGGGGAGUGAGGGGCAGGGCUUGGAGGGGUCCCCAACACAGAGGCCCGAGUCGGGGCGGGGGGCCCCGGGAAGGAGGGAGGGAAGGCUACCUGCACCGCUCCGUGGCUCCCGGGCGGCGGCUCCGCCCGCCUCCUCCUCCUGCUGCUCCGCCUCCCCUCUUCACCCGCCUUCUUCUCCGCCUCCUCCCUGCUCUUCGCCCACAGGCCGCAUGGCUCUUCUCCGGGGGAGGGCGGAGGUGGCGAAGCUAGGCAACCUCACAGGCCGCCGCAGCAGAGCCAGCGGCCGCCAUCUUCCACCCCCGACCAUGAAGGAAGGAAACAUCGAGUCCCGCCCCCGGCCCGGACAGACGAGCCCGCCAGCCAACCCAAAGCCAGCUCCCGCCUCCGCCCCGCCCACCUUCAAGGGCGGCCCUUCCCUCUGCUCUCGCCCCGCCCCUGUCCGCCGAGGGCCCUUAACCCUUACCCCGCCCCCUCAGUAA